AUGGCCACUGUACAUUUUGUUGCAACUCAAGUACCUCAAUCGAACAUUCCACGAUUUAAACGUGUUAUGGAUACAGAAGAGAAAAUUGUUGUCAAUAAAUCUGAUCUAUUGAAAUUCGAUAAAACGCCUGCAGACAACUCAGUGGCGACUGGCAAUGCCAUUGAGUUCAAUAAAAAUAUUUCAAAACCAUCAGAUGAUAAGAAUAACACUUUUCUAGAAACUACUUUAAAUCUACUUCGUAGUGAAAUUAGUGAAUUGAAAACACCAGAAAAUAAUUUAACAAGUAUAAAUGUCAUGCCUGAAAGAAAUCAUAGUUUACAAGUUGGAAAUAUAAUAGAAAAGUUAAGCAGCUCAUCUGAUAAGCAAGAUGAAUCCAAUGAUGUAUGUGCACCAUUACGUCCAAUCAAAGGUCGACGUAUGCAUCUAUUUCAUCCCACUUCUCCUAAUACUGAUAAUAAUUGUAAUUCUUCAAAACACGAUGACACUAUUUCCAGUAAACACAAGUAUCCGAAUUCAAAGUGUAGAAAAUUUAAACGUUAUGUUAAAUCAUUUAUAGCAUUUUUAUUCUCACAUAUUGGUCUAUGCUUAGUUGUCGUUGGUUAUUGUUCACUAGGAGCAUUUCUAUUUCGUUCCAUUGAACAAAAUCAUCAAGCUGCUGUGAUACGUAAUUUUACAAGUGAAUUAAUUCGACGUCAAAUGAAUGUACAAUAUUUACUAGCUGAUUUGCAUCAACAAUCAUUAGUAGUAUGUAAUGAACAUGUGGCAAAAUUCGUUGAAACUGAAUUAAAAUGGAAAAAUGAUAUGAUUAAAAUUUUAGUAUAUUAUGGUUUUUCAACAAAUCCAGAAAAUUUUAAAACAGAAUUUGAAAAAGUCAAUCAACAAUUAACUAAACCAAUCAGACCAAUUGAUCAAACUGAAUUUACAUUUGAUACAAAACUGAAUACAGAGAGAUUGAAUGAAUUUCAAGAAAAUUUAACAUUGAAUUUAAAAAAUCAAACUGAACAAAUCAUGAUUAAAACAAGUGAAGUAAUUCAAAAAUUAAUACAUGCCACAUAUGAUGCAUGUGAUUCAGGUUGGAAACCGGUGAAUUCAAGAAAUAAUUUACCAGUUAAUCGAAAAUAUCAUACUAUUGAUUCACAAUGUUAUAAAUAUAAUAAUUGUACAUUGAACAUUUUCAAUCCUGUUAAUAAUGUGAGUAGUGAUAAUGUGAAUCAGUCAAAAAGUACUAUGUGUAAUUGUUUUAAUGAAUCAAUGUGUCAGUGUGAUAAUUUAACUCAAACUAAUGAUCAUUCAAAAAAGUCAUAUACAAAUGUUUUCAUUGAAGAAUAUCGUGAUCCUUGGGCAUGGACUGGAGCUUUAUUAUAUGCUGUCACUGUGAUUACUACUAUUGGUUAUGGACAUAUUGUGCCGAAAACAGAUCUUGGACGUGCAACCACUGUAGUUUAUGCUUUAUUCGGUAUACCAUUAGUACUUUUAUGCUUAGCUAAUCUUGGCGGUUUUUUAGCUAAUACAGUUCGAAUUAUUUAUUCAAAUUCAUGUUUUAAAUAUCAUCAACAUCGUGUGAAAAAAAAAUUAUCCAAACAACAUUCUCCAUUAAUAUUACCAAUACAGAAAGAUCAACAAUUACCAAAACGAAAAUUAUUGCCUAUACGUAAAAAUAAAAUACCACCGACAGUGGAAGAAAACACAGAAAUUUCAAUGAUCAAUAAUUAUCCUGAUCAAAUUAAUAAAUACACAUCGAAAGAAUCCAUUAAUCGACUGCACGUGUAUGAUUAUCACACGGCAAGAUUUGAAAAACGCGCCCAGUCGAUUCUGCAUACAUUGACUAGUUCACAGUCGAUCAUUUCAUCAAGUAUACAAAAAGACCAACGUAGCGAUGUAGUACAUGUACCAAUGUGGUUAACAUUAUUGGUAUUUUUUAUUUAUAUGAUUGUUGGUGCAAUUAUAUUCGCGAAAUGGGAAAAUUGGAAUUUACUCCAAUCUGGUUAUUUUGUAUUUAUCACGCUAUCGACCAUUGGAUUUGGUGAUUUUGUACCCGGUAUACAAACAGAUAAAUGGCAUGAGAAUUCAACUAAACCAGUAUUUUGUUGUUUAUACUUGUUAUUUGGUUUAUCUAUGGUUGCAAUGUCAUUUAAUUUAAUGCAAGAAGAAGUGAAAACUAAAUUUCGACGAUUUGCUUAUAAAGUUGGUUUAAUUGAAGAUUAGAUAUAUUGUUUUUUUUUCCCUUUUAAUGUUACAUACAUGCAUUUGAUCAUUAAAUAUAUAUAUAUAUCAGUGAAUACUUGAUCAUUGAACAUUGACAAAGUUGUAGUCACCAAUGUGUUCCGUCCGCCAUGUUUUUUUACAUGUUAUUCAAAAUGCUCACUUGUUUAUCUGUUUAGUUUUAUUCAAUGUGCCUUCAAUUUUUUUUGAUUGUAUUCUCAAUUAGUGAUACUAUGAUAGUCAUAAUGAUUUUAUUGAAAUUAGUUUUUAAGUCAUUAUUGUACAACACAUUAAUAAUUUUCAACAACAAUAAAUUGGACAUUUUCAAUGGUGAUCAU
This is a messenger RNA of Schistosoma turkestanicum, 2540 nucleotides long. NCBI's taxonomy places the organism in Eukaryota, Metazoa, Platyhelminthes, Trematoda, Strigeidida, Schistosomatidae. The record is from the annotation of a GenBank genome assembly.